AGUGAGGCCGUAGAUAUGGAUCGCAGGUCCGUCUAUGUUGUAGCUUUAUCUGCAUUGUCGUCGCCGGCGUUGGAGGUCAAUCUCCGGCCACACCUCCUGUGGUGUCCGCUCCGCCGGUUUCAGCUCCACACACAGAACAUCCACUCUCUCCCAACCAAUACCAAAGAAAAGCACGAGGACCAAGAGAGGAGGGAACAUAUGUCGGAGAAGGAGUGCAGCCACCACAAGGACAAGCGGAGGAAGAGGCUCCGACGGUUUUUCGGUGGACUCCUCAUCUUGAUCUUCAUCAUCCUAAUAAUCCUCCUCCUAAUAUGGGCCAUCCUCCAGCCCAAGAAACCCCGAUUCGUCCUCCAAGACGCCACCGUCUACGCCUUCAACGUCACGGCACCAAACUUCCUCACCUCCACCAUUCUAGUCACCAUCGCAUCCCGUAACCCAAACGACAAGAUCGGUGUCUACUACGAUAAGCUCGACAUCUUUGCCAUCUACCAGAACCAGCAGAUCACCUACUACACCGCCAUACCAUCCACGUAUCAGGGCCACAACGAAAUCAACGUUUGGUCACCCAUAGUGUCAGGCGUCAACGUCCCCGUGGCUCCAUACCACGGCGUUGGACUCAGCCAGGACCAGGCCGAUGGAACAGUCAUUCUUACCAUCAAAAUUCAAGGACGGGUUAGAUUCAAAGUUGGCACCUUCGUCUCUGGACACUACCACCUCUCCGUCACCCACUUCCUCUCUCUGGACACUACCAUCUCUCCGUCUCUGGACACUACCACCUCUCCGUCACCCACUUCGACGCCGAUCGCCGGAGUAUCGUAUGUGUCCACUCCGGUGCUGGAGGACGAUAACGAUGCCGUAGACCGUGACUUUUACCUUCUGGCCAAGUCCUAUUUGGACUGCCGCGAGUACCGGAGGGCUGCCCAUGUGCUUCGGGACCAGACCAGCAAGAAAGCAGUGUUCUUGCGCUGUUAUGCCCUCUACUUGGAUUGAUGGCAAGGUAGGUUGCAACUUGCUUCAAAUAGGGACAUCAAUCACAGAGAAAAGAAAGUUCAGCUAUUCACGGAAAACACCCUCUUUCCAAUACUGACCACACUCCACUCGGCUCCC
This is a messenger RNA of Camellia sinensis, 1107 nucleotides long. The record is from RefSeq and is a predicted model, not a curated record. Lineage: Eukaryota; Viridiplantae; Streptophyta; Magnoliopsida; Ericales; Theaceae.